ACCUGCAGCAGCAGCGCAGCCGCGUCUGAAGCGUCUGCAACAAAAGAAGCAACAGAACAAAGACAAAUCACCCAAAUCUGUUCGUUUCUCACCGGAAACAAAAAGACUGAAACAUGAUGGAGAAGUCAAACAGCCAGUACGACUCCUUCCUCUUCUGGAGGCAGCCAAUCCCGGCCCUCGACCUGUCUGAGCUGGAGGACCUGGGUUUGACUCAGCCGGCCAAUAGCGUCAAAGGAAAAGACAAGUCUUCAUCACUGAGGGAUCAGGACGAGGAGGCUGGUCUUUCUGAGUUUUCCUCCUUUAACUAUUGGAGAGCUCCCAUCGCCAACGUGGACGCUUUGCUGGCCGACCUCAACCUGCUGCUCUGAAACCCUCCAUCACCUGACCCCAGAUCAGCGUCACCUGACCCCAGAUCAGCGUCACCUGACCCCAGAUCAGCCUCACCUGACCCCAGAUCAGCCUCAUGUGACCUCUGACCCCUGAUCUGUCUCCGCAGGCCUCUCCUCAUGUCCUUCACACUAAAACAGGUUCCUCCAAUAGACAGGCCAGAGGUCUGCUGAGACUGAUCCUGGGUCAGAUUUAACACAGCUCUGUAUUCACGCUCUGAUCCUGAAUCAGUUUUCCUGAAAUCACACAGACUCAUCUGUUUGAACAUGAGCUUUUAUUUGAGAUGAAGCAGUUUCUGUGUCGGUAUCACGCUGUGAGUCCAGCCUCACUGAAGACCAGCUCGCUCAGUGACCCAGUUCACCAGGAGACACGACUUCGACCAGGAAACACAGAAAGACGGAUGUUCAGACAGAAACGUGUGUGUGCUGCCGUACGUCACCUUCUGUGGGAACAGAAAGAGGAAGUUUGUUAAAGCACCAAACUGUUUGUCUGUUUGUUUGAAAGAGGAAGUACUCAGUAAUCCAAGUGAUCUGAUUGGUUGGUAGCUUCCGCCCUGGUUAAAGUGACCCAGCUCCAUGAUAAACCCACUGAUCUCACAGUGUGAUACAGAUCCCAGAUCAGCUGUCCAUUCAGAGAUAAAUACAUCUUAAUGAGACCUGGUUCCACACCUGGUUCCACAGCGUUCACACUGAAACCAGACUCUGAUUUGAACUGAUUUGAACUCCUGCAUGUGAACAAAAUGUUAGAAACACUGUCGAUCCAAUCACUGAACGCUGAUCAGUAUUUCUGAGAAAUGUGACUUUUGACUGAAAUGUUUUUGUGUCAGAUUUAUUUAUUGUAUAAUUUAUUUAAAGGAGGAGGCGGUGAUGUGUUCGAAGCCCUGAGACUAAAGUUUUUAUCUGUUUCCAUUUGUGCCUUUUUGUUCUUCCGUCCUGAGCUGCUUCGUCACACUCGAUGUCGUCUUUUUCUUUCUCACGCUGUUUUACUGAGCGGGCCUCAAACUGGAGCCGCAGGAGGAAGCUACAGCUCACACCGUCCCGUCAGGACGUCCUGUUCACCUGCCAACAAUUAAA
This is a messenger RNA of Chelmon rostratus (copperband butterflyfish), 1460 nucleotides long. It is a transcript of the gene mllt11, whose product is annotated as MLLT11 transcription factor 7 cofactor. The transcript has 3 exons. NCBI's taxonomy places the organism in Eukaryota, Metazoa, Chordata, Actinopteri, Chaetodontiformes, Chaetodontidae. Gene Ontology annotation, cellular component: nucleoplasm; cytosol. The record is from RefSeq and is a predicted model, not a curated record. The coding region runs from base 114 to 368 and encodes 84 amino acids. Gene Ontology annotation, biological process: apoptotic signaling pathway; positive regulation of mitochondrial depolarization; positive regulation of DNA-templated transcription.